Molecule: messenger RNA, 2001 nt
Organism: Phaethon lepturus (White-tailed tropicbird)
Lineage: Eukaryota; Metazoa; Chordata; Aves; Phaethontiformes; Phaethontidae
Gene: METTL13
Product: methyltransferase like 13
Exons: 8
Coding region: 145-2001 (618 amino acids)
Molecular function (GO): S-adenosylmethionine-dependent methyltransferase activity
Source: RefSeq, a predicted model, not a curated record
GAUCGGUUCUUCCGGCAGCGCGGCCAGCGGCCCUUCGAGUGGUACGGGGCCUUCCCGGAGCUCUGCCCCGUCCUGCACAAGUACGUCCGGCCCCGCGACAAGGUUCUGGUGGUGGGCUGCGGGAGCUCAGAGCUGAGCGAGCAGAUGUAUGACAUGGGGAUGUGCGAGGACAUCGUGAACAUCGAUGUCAGCGACGCCGUGAUCCGUCAGAUGCAAGAGCGGAGCAGGAGCAAGAGGCCAAAGAUGAGCUAUCUGCUGAUGGACAUGCUUCAGAUGGAAUUCCCUGACGCCCACUUCCAGGUGGUUCUGGACAAAGGCACAUUGGACGCCAUCCUCACUGAUGAAGAGGAAGGCACUCUAGCCAAGGUGGACAAGAUGUUUGCCGAGAUCAGCCGGGUCCUGCAGGUAGGAGGGCGCUACCUCUGCGUCUCUUUGGCUCAAGCCCAUGUGCUGAAGAAAGCAGUGAAAUACUUCUCCCACGAAGGCUGGGUUGUGCGUGUCCAUCAGGUGGCUGGCAGCAGGGACAACCAGCAGUUUGUCCUACCUGUCUUUGUCUAUGUCAUGACAAAGUUCAGGAAGAUCCCCGGCUCAGCACCACAGAUUCUGGAGAUCUGCCCUGAGGAGCAGGACAAGCCAAUGCGGGUGGAGAGCGCGGAGCAGCUGGUGGCAGCAGUGAAGGACAGGCAGUAUUACGCCCUGCUCUGCAGCCAGCUGAGCAAAACCCCCUGCGGGGAGCAGGUUUCCCUGGAUCUGUGCAACAAAGAGAGCGGGAGGCCUCGCUACACACUGCAUGUGGUUGACAGCCCCUCAAUGAAACCUUCCCGGGACAAUCACUUUGCUAUCUUCAUCAUCCCACAGGGCAGAGAAACCGAGUGGCUCUUUGGGACGGAGGAAGGGCGGAGGCAGCUGGCCACAAGCGCGGGCUUCGGGCGCCUGGUCACUGUGGCCCUGCACAGGGAGCAGCACUAUGAGGGAAUGGCUGGCAUCCAGGCGGAGCUGUCGGGGAAGGUCAUGGAGCUGGCCCCGCCGGGCCUCCCUGCCCGGCAGCAGGUGCCCUUCCUCUCUGUGGGAGGGGACAUCGGGGUGCGGACGGUGCGGCACUGCGACACCAGCCCCCUGAGCGGGGAGUACGUCGUGGAGGACGUGAAGGGGGACGGCACCUGCUACUUCCGCCGCCUCGUCUUCCUCCGCAACAGGAAUGUGGUGCAGUCAGAGGCUCGGCUCCUGGCCCCCACGCCUCUCCCAGGCCAGAAGAAACGGAGGAAAGACAAGAGGAAACCCACCCCUGCUGAGCCAUCUGCAGACAUUGACAAGAGCUACCUGUGCUGUGAGCACCACAAGGCCAUGGUCGCCGGGCUCUGCCUGCUGGGGGGUUCUGACCCCCUCCCAGGUGACAAUGCUGGCAGUGGGAGGCUGUGCGGGGGCCUGCCGCUCUUCGUCCACGACUACUUCUUGCAGGCCCAUGUGGCUGUGGUGGAGAUCGACCCCUCCAUGUUGGAGGUGGCCACACGCUGGUUCGGCUUCUCCCAGGGCGACCGGAUGCGGGUGCAUGUCUCUGAUGGCCUGGACUAUGUGGCCAAGCUGGCAGCUGAAGCCCAAGCCCAGUACGAUGCCAUCAUGUUCGAUGUGGACAGCAAAGACCUCACGGUGGGGAUGAGCUGCCCACCCCCAGCCUUUGUGGAAAAGCCCUUUCUGCAGAAGGUUAAAACCAUCCUCAAGCCAGAAGGAGUCUUCGUGCUCAACUUGGUGUGCCGCGAUGCCCAGCUGAAGGAGUCUGUCCUGGCCACCCUCAGGGAGGUCUUCCCCCUGCUCUACACACGCCACAUUGAAGGGGAGGUCAAUGAGAUCCUGUUCUGCCAGCCCAGCCCCGAGGGCCGGCGGGACCCCAGAGAGCUGGGGGCACGUGCCCGCACACUGGAGAGGGCCCUGCGGCAGCCUGGGCGCCCCUGGGACAGCUCAUACGUGCUGGCGGACAUGCUGCAGGCUGUCAAGAUCCUCUGA